AUGGCCCAAGCAGCUGGUGGGGGGCCGGGGACCCGGACAUGCCCGCAGCUGCCGCCAUCGCCACCACCGCCACCGCCCGAGGAGGAGCAUGGGGAGAGGCUGGUGGAGCUGCACGCCUCGUUCAGGGAGCUGGUCGCCACCUUCUGCACCAACGCCACCAUCCACGGCACCAUCCGCCUGGUCUGCUCCACAGAGCGCCUCAAGACUGCGUCCUGGGCGCUGCUGCCCGCAGGGGCCCUGGGCAUGCUCUGCUGGCAGCUCGGACUCCUCUUUGAACAGUACUGGCGCUACCCUCUCAUCACGACGGUGUCCGUGCGCUCGGGGCGGAGCCAGCGCAAGCUCUUUCCGUCGGUCACCCUGUGCGACGUGAGCCCACACCGGCCACAGCCAGCCCGCCGCCCCCUGCGGGUGCUGGACGACUUUACCCGGGAGAACAUCUACUCUCUGUGUGGGUUCAACUUCAGCGAGAGCGUGGACGCCCCUGGGGCCGAGGCCCCGGGCCCCGAGCCCGCCUUCCAGCUGGACCGCGGGCUCCGCCUCCCGAGGCUGAGCCCCCUGGGGGACCAGAACAGACGUAACAGCGCCGGUGGCGACUGCAUGCAGCGGGCCGACUCCUCCGGCGUGGCGGCCGCCAGGGAGUGGUAGCGCUUCCGCUGCGUGAACGUUCUGGCCCGGCUGCCUGCUGCCCACGAGGACAGCCACCACAGCCGCGGCAGACGCUUCGUCUUCUCCUGCCGCUACGACGGCCAGGACCGCCAGGCCCGACACUUCCAGACCUCCCACCACCCGAGCUACGGCAGCUGCUACACUUUCAACGGUGUCUGGGUCGCGCAGCACCCUGGCAUCGCCCACGGGAUCAGCCUGGCCCUCGGGGCGGGGCAGCAGCAGCAUCUCCCUCUGCUGUCCACGGAGGCCGGCAUCAAAGUCCUGAGCCGCACGCGUGACCACACGCCCUUUCUGGAGCACGCGGGCUUCAGCAUCCGGCCGGGGACGGAGACCACCGUCGGCAGCCGAGAGGAUGCGGUGCACCGGCUCGGGAGCCCCUGUGGGCACCGACAGCACGGGGGGCGUGGACGUGCAGCUACCGUACAGCACCUCCUGCACCAGGCAGGUCACUGCUUCCACCGCCUCUGCAAGGACCUGGAGACCCAGCGGCUCCCCUGUGCCUCCCGCUGUCCCCAGCCUUGCAGGGGAUCUUCGUGCAGGCUCUCCGCUGGGACCUCCAGCUGGCCUUCCUCCAGGUCAGCCCGCCCGGGGAGGAGCCGCGGCCACACACCCCCAGGGAGGGCCCCACCAGCAGGUCCAGGGCCCCGCCCCAGGAACAGCCUGGCCAAGGUGAACAUCUUCUACCAGGAGCUCAACUACCGCACGGUGGACGGUGGAAGGACACCCGUCUACUCGGUGCCGCAGCUGCUUUCAGCCACGGGCAGCCUCUGGAGCCUGUGGUUCGGCUCUUGCGUCCUCUCAGUCGUGGAGGUGCUGGAGCUGCUGCUGGACGCCGCAGCCCUCGCCCUGCUGCUGUGCUGCCGCCAGCUCCGCGGGUUCGGGGCCAGCCCAGGGCAGCCACGGGGGUGCCCGCUCCAAGCCAGAGGCCGGCUGGUGGCCGGGUAG
Molecule: messenger RNA, 1611 nt
Organism: Physeter macrocephalus (sperm whale)
Lineage: Eukaryota; Metazoa; Chordata; Mammalia; Artiodactyla; Physeteridae
Gene: SCNN1D
Product: sodium channel epithelial 1 subunit delta
Biological process (GO): sodium ion transmembrane transport
Cellular component (GO): sodium channel complex; plasma membrane
Molecular function (GO): ligand-gated sodium channel activity
Source: RefSeq, a predicted model, not a curated record